Molecule: messenger RNA, 3219 nt
Organism: Fonticula alba
Lineage: Eukaryota; Rotosphaerida; Fonticulaceae
Exons: 1
Coding region: 444-2327 (627 amino acids)
Source: RefSeq, a predicted model, not a curated record
UGCGUGCAUGGGCGCGCAUCGGCGUCGGUGUAUCCCCGCGCCAGAUGCGUGCCUCGUCUAUUGGGUUGGGUCAGCAAGCCAGCUUGGCAGAAGGGGGGAGGAACCCCCGGGGGGAUCACGCUAGAAUACAUGAAAAGAGGAAGAGGGGGGGAGGGGGACAAAUGAAAGAGAAGGCAGUAACACAAGGACAGAAGGGGGUGGCCAGCACCGAGGCGCCAUCCAUGCUAGUCCUGCUUCGAUGACGGGGCCGCGCCCCCGGUCGAUGUCGGACUGCGCAGAGACUGCCGGCUGAAGAUCCCCGCGUAGGGCACAAGCCCGGGGCCCGGGCCGCUGGCCGGUCGCCGGGCAAACGGCCCCGACCCGGCGUCCAUCCCGCCGACGGCACUGCUGCCGCCUCCCGGGGCCAGCGGCCCGGAGGCCGACCCACUGAGCGCGAAUUCCCCAUGCGGGCCCAGGAGCCCACCCGUGCCGGACGACCCGGCGCCAGCACCGGACCCAGCCCCCCCGGAAAAGGCGAAGGGCUGGCCCCGGCGCCGGCCGAGCCCCGGCCGCGGGGACACCAGCGCCCCGGCCGCCGCCGGCAAUCGGGUCCGCCACCAGGCGGUAUCCAGCGAGUAGGUCCGCAGGAGGUUGUCCCCCUCAUCGGUGUCGCCCGGGCCAUCCGGGCGCUCUUGCAACGGCGGGUACAGGGAAUUCUCAUCAUGAAUGGAGGCCAUGCUGGGGACCCGAUCAAUGCCGGACCCAGCCCCGGCGGCCCGGGCCACCAGCCCGCCGCCCAUCGGACCCCCGGGACCAUGCUCCGACAGAAGCGAAUGCUGCUGCUCGAGGGCACUGGCGGCCACGGCCGCACCACCGUCACCGGCCCCGCCAUCCGGCGGGCACUCGCACUCCGCGCCAUCCGGCCCGGCAGGAGCCCCACAUUGGGGGCACUCAUCCGGCCCGGCGAUCGGCGAGUCGGGCGGUGCGUGCUCCCCGACCGCGGUCUGGUGGCGCUGCUGCUGCUGCUGCUGCUGCCCGCCUGCCAGGCCGGCCGCCGGGUCCACAUGAGGCACCCCCUGGAUCAGCUCAUACCGGCCAUUGACGAGCUCCAUGUGCACGAUGCCGGCAUUCUUCAGCUGCCCGGCCCGGUCGAACUUUUCCACACUCCACCGGUAGUAGCGCAUCAGGAAGAGACGAAUGGACAGCCCGUGCGAGACAAUGACAAUGGUCCGCGGCCGGGCGGCCCCCCGCCGGCGCAUCAGCCGAUUCAAGGACUCCAGGAAGAGCGACACCCGGUCGAAGACAUCGGCCCCGGACUCGCCGCCGUCCGGGAACCGGAAGAAGAACCGCCCCAGGCGGCUGCGACGCUCCCACAGGGCCCGCUGGGCCUUCUCCGACCGGGGCUGCAAAUUGCCGCAAUCCUGCUCCCGGAGCCGGGGGUCCUCGAUGACCCGCGGCGAGAAGUCCAUCCACUCGGGCGGGAUCUCCUCCUGGAGAGCCUGCAGGGUUUGCUUGCAGCGCUCAUAGGGGGAGGUGUAGAAAAGGAGCAGCUCAUUGUGCCCGGACCCGAGGCCCAGAUGCCGGCCAUCGGCCGACCCGGCCGGGUGCUCCUGCUGGCGCUCAUCCAUCCGGUCGUACAUGCGCACAAGCCGCGUGAGCCGGGCCCCGGCCGCGCGGGCCUGCUCCCGGCCGCGCUCGGUCAGGCCGAUCUGGCUGUCCGGCGUGCGGGAAUACACCGACGGGUCGACAUUGGCCUCGGAUUCCCCAUGGCGGACCAGCAAAAUCCGCCGGGGGGCCGUUCGCAGGAAACGCCGGUUGUCCGCCUCCUCGAUCCACCGGAGCAGCAGCGCCCCGAUGGCAUCGCGCAGCCGGGCCAGCAGGGCCGUCAGCAAGUCCCCCAGCCAGAGGGCCCAUUGCCGCAGCAGCAGCACCGGGGCCAGCAGCAGGCGCCACAGCCCGGCCACCGUCGGCCCGGAGGCCCCGGAUGGCGAGGGGCCCGGCGGCCGGGAAGCCCGGUCGAACCUCGACCCCGGGCCCGGGGGUCCAUCCGCCGGGCGCGGCGACGACAGGCACGCCUGCAGCCAGGACCCCAGGCCAAAGAGGUCGCCCAGUCUGGCGGUCGGCUCGGAGGGGGGCGGGAAGGGGCGCUUCGUCCUCGGGGCCGGCUGGGAAAGGAGAUCCUGCAGCGAGGCCUCCGACCGGAGGCUGGCCGACCGGGAGGCGGGGCCCUCCGGGGUCGAGCCCCCGGCCGUCACCAUCGGCAGGGUGCCGGCCGUCAGGAUCUGCGACGCCGAGGGCGACGAAGAGGUGGUGGAGGCCGGCGAGAAGGGCCCGGCCAGGUGGCCUGACAUGCCGGCCCCCGGGCCCGGGGCCCCCCGGCGAAUGGUCACCGCCCCGGGGGAGAUGACCGGCAGCGGGAUGGACGGGGCCGAUGCGCGGCGCUGGCGCUCCGGCGUCACUUGCAGCAGGCUGGUGAGGGACUUGCCGCGGAGGGGGGCCGACCCGGGCCCGCCGGUGGCCGAGGCCGGGAAGCCUGCCGGCCCGGGGGAGGGCUGGCGCUGGGGGCCCGAACCCCCGGGGUAUGGGCCCUCCUCGGCCACCGGGGCCAGCGGCCGCAAGUCGGGCCGGCUGAUGAUGAUGGUCGGGUUCGGGGCCGGGGGCGCCACCAGGCUGUCCAGGGUGUCUCGCGAGGAGGAGGAGGAGGAGGAGGAGGAGGAGGGGGAGGUGGUGGAGGUGGAGGCCGGGGCGGAGGAGGACACCUCAGUGCUGAGGGCCAUGUGUGUCAGCCCGCCGGAGGGGUUGACCUCGAUGCUGGAGGACUCGUCGUUGGACGAAUCGGCCGGGCUCAGGGAUGCGUCUGCCGGCUGCCCGGGGAUCCGGCUCAUGGUGAUGAAGCGCGGGCUGUAGGGCAGCGGCCGACGACCGGCCCCGGCCGAGCUGCGUGACACAUGCGAUGCUGGGGCCGGUGCGGUGUGGGGAUCGCCUCGCGGGAGCGCCAGCGGCUCGGCGACGCCUCCAACCGGCGUGGGGCCCUGGGUGGUGGCGGGCCCCGCAUCGUCGGGGGGGCUGAGCGGCUGCUCGAUGGCCUCUCGCGAGGAGACGGGCGAGAUCGGGCCUGGUGCAAUCAUGGGCGGUGGCGGAGCAAGUGCUGACGGUGAUGACGGCGAAAGUGCAUGACACUCUUCGGUGGCACCCAUGCUGUGUGGGAGCGCACGAGAGAGGGAGACCGAGAGAGAGAGA